AACUCAACAGGUUGCCAUAACAAAUAUCUGUUUUGUGGGUGAUCACCAAAAGCUCUGUACUAAUUGUAAGUACAGAAGAACAUCCAUAAAAGAUCGGUCACUGACUCACUGAUCUUUACCAGCUUGAUUUAACGUACAAGCAAAAGAUUUGCUUGGAUUCUUGUUAAUCUUUUGGGGGUUCCAGACAUGUUCUUCCUCAAACAUGCACUCUUUGUUUCUGUUGUAGCCCUCAGUUGCUUGAGCACACAAAGAUUUGCUACUGCUAUGGUGCCCCAAGAUGAAGUGGAUGCUCUCCAGCAAAUUGCCAAGACAAUGGGGGCUACUUACUGGAAGUUUAAUGCCACCUCUUGCGAAUUGGAAAUGGUCGGCGUUUCGUCGCCGGAGCCGCCACCCCUUUCUGAGAAGAACGUUACUUGCAAUUGCCAAUUCGAGAACAAUACCUGCCACAUUGUAGCCAUAGCAAUCAAGAGGUUCAGUCUGCCAGGUGUACUUCCACCUGAACUGGUUCAGCUUCCUUACCUCCAGAACAUUGAUUUUGCUUACAACUAUCUAAGUGGGUCAAUUCCAAUGCAGUGGGGUUCAAUGCAAUUGAAGUUUAUCUCUGUUCUUGGAAACCGACUGUCAGGGGAGAUACCAAAGGGCUUGGGUAACUUCUGGAAUCUCACAUACUUGAAUCUUGAAGCAAAUCAAUUUUCUGGAACGCUCCCUUCAGAACUUGGGAAGUUGGUUAACUUGGAAACUUUGAUGCUAUCCUCCAAUAAUUUGAGUGAGAAUUUGCCAGAGGAACUUGGUGGGCUGAAAAACUUGACGGAUUUCCGUGUAAAUGAUAACAACUUAAAUGGAACAAUACCGGAUUUUAUUCAGAACUGGAAACAACUUGAGAGACUAGAAAUGAUUGCUAGUGGACUCAAAGGGCCCAUACCAUCAUCCAUUUCAGUUUUGGAAAAGUUAACAAAUUUGAGGAUUAGUGACAUAAAUGGGACAAUUCAGGCUUUUCCAGAGUUGAGAAACAUGACAGGCCUAACGAGAUUAAUUUUGAGGAACUGUAAUAUUUCUGAUGAAAUCCCUGACUACAUCUGGAGAAUGAAUGAUCUACGAAUUUUGGAUCUCAGUUUUAACAAGUUAAGUGGAGAACUACCCACUGUUAUAAGCACAAAGAGUAUAAAGUUCAUUUUCUUAAGCGGCAACUUGCUUAGUGGAAAUGUUCCGGAGUCAAUCUUGCAGAAAGGAACUAACGUGGAUCUCUCUUACAAUAACUUUGUAAGGCAAAGCGCAGAGCAGCCUGCUUGCCAGGCUAAUUCUGGUGGAAAUGAUGUAGCCUUCAAGGAAGAUAAAGCAACUGUUAUGUAUGAAGGAGAUGCAGAUGCUGAAGGUGGCACUGCAAAAUUCUUUAUCCGUGACAAUAGUUACUGGGGAUUUAGCAGCACUGGAGACUUUAUGGAUGAUAACGAUUUCCAAAAUAUACUUUACACUGUAUCUCUCUCAUCAUCAAAUGUCACUGAAUUGUAUCGGACAGCACGUGUAUCUCCUAUAUCGCUUACUUAUUUCCAUUAUUGCUUGGAGAAUGGAAACUACACUGUAAAUCUUCACUUUGCAGAGAUACAGUUUACAAAUGAAGAAACAUAUAGCAGUCUUGGGAAGCGUGUAUUUGAUAUCUAUGUUCAGGUAAUGAGCCACAAUGAUUAUUUCAAUAUUGAAGAUUACACUGGUGUUGCUCAAAAGCCAGUAGUCAAGCCUGUGUCCAAUGUCAGCGUGUCAAAAAAUGUCUUAGAGAUCCGAUUCUAUUGGGCUGGUAAAGGGACAACGAGAAUCCCUAAUAUUGGAGUUUAUGGUCCCCUUAUAUCAGCUGUUUCUGUGGUUUCUGAUUUUAAGCUUUGUCCAAAUGGUGGAACCAAGCAAACCGUUCAUAUCAUUGUUGGAGUUGCAAUUGGAGCAGUAUGCUUACUACUCUUUUUAGUGGGAAUCCUUUGGUGGAAAGGCUGUUUGUGGAGGAAAAGAGGGAGAAAAACAGAUGUUCAAGGGCUAGAGUUGCAGACAGGAAGUUUUACCUUAAAACAAAUAAAAGCUGCUACUAAUGACUUUGAUUCUGCCAACAAGGUUGGAGAAGGUGGGUUUGGUCCAGUGUUCAAGGGUCAAUUACCUGAUGGUACUGUCAUAGCAGUUAAGCAGCUCUCAUCUAAAUCGAAACAAGGAAAUCGUGAAUUUUUAAAUGAGAUAGGCAUGAUUUCUUGUUUGCAACACCCAAAUCUUGUGAAGCUUCAUGGAUGUUGUAUUGAAGGGGAUCAAUUAUUAUUGGUGUAUGAGUAUAUGGAAAAUAAUAGCCUUGCUCGGGCUCUAUUUGGUCCAAAAAACAGCCAGCUUAAAUUAGAUUGGCCUACAAGGCUUAAGAUCUGUAUUGGGAUAGCAAGAGGUCUAGCUUUUCUCCAUGAAGAAUCAGUACUCAAGAUUGUUCACAGAGACAUUAAAGCAACUAAUGUGUUGUUGGAUGGAGACAUGAAUCCUAAAAUAUCUGACUUUGGAUUGGCUAAGCUUGAUGAAGAGGAGAAAACUCACAUUAGUACCCGAGUCGCUGGAACAAUAGGAUAUAUGGCACCGGAAUAUGCAUUAUGGGGUUAUCUGACCUACAAAGCAGAUGUUUACAGUUUUGGAGUUGUGGCCUUAGAAAUUCUGAGUGGAAAGAACAAUAGUAACUAUGUGCCAAGUGACAAUUGUGUUUGUCUUUUGGAUCGGGCUUGUCAUUUGCAACAAACUGGAAACUUUAUGAAGCUGAUUGAUGAGAGGUUGGGGUCUGAGGUCAACCAAAAGGAAGCAGAAAUUAUGGUUAAAGUAGCUCUGUUGUGCACAAAUGCUUCCUCAUCACUUCGGCCUACCAUGUCCGAGGUUGUAGGCAUGCUCGAAGGGCGAAUGACCGUUCCAGAAGUGAUCCCAGAACCAAGCACCUACAGUGAAGAUUUGAGGUUUAAGGCCAUGAGAGACCUCCAUCAACAAAGGCAAGAGCACAGUUCGAGUGGAAGUCAGAUCCAAAACUCAACUACAGUCCAUAGAUUUAACACUUCCUCUACAUCUGGACACGACUUUGGUGAAAUCAAACCAGAAUCAAGAUCUUGUUGAGUGGGGGUGAGCAUUCCGAUGUGGGUUUUCAAUUACUUCAAUAAUAAUACCACUCGCAAUAGAACGAAUCGUUGUAGGAUAAUGUCUAUAUUGAGGGUGUCGAUCCACAGGGAAUGUAUUGGUUGCAUGCAUCAAGCUUUAAUAAAAUCGGUCCUAAUUUAUCCUUUGGAAAUAAUGUUGUUUUUGUGAUUUUCAAGUUGUAAACUACUAACAGAAAUUAAAU
This is a messenger RNA of Alnus glutinosa, 3334 nucleotides long. RefSeq names its product probable LRR receptor-like serine/threonine-protein kinase RFK1. Gene Ontology annotation, biological process: protein phosphorylation. The transcript has 22 exons. Lineage: Eukaryota; Viridiplantae; Streptophyta; Magnoliopsida; Fagales; Betulaceae. The coding region runs from base 187 to 3111 and encodes 974 amino acids. Gene Ontology annotation, molecular function: protein binding; protein kinase activity; ATP binding. The record is from RefSeq and is a predicted model, not a curated record.